Molecule: messenger RNA, 3750 nt
Organism: Pongo pygmaeus (Bornean orangutan)
Lineage: Eukaryota; Metazoa; Chordata; Mammalia; Primates; Hominidae
Gene: UPP1
Product: uridine phosphorylase 1
Exons: 4
Coding region: 3026-3688 (220 amino acids)
Biological process (GO): nucleotide catabolic process; uridine catabolic process
Cellular component (GO): cytosol; cytoplasm
Molecular function (GO): uridine phosphorylase activity
Source: RefSeq, a predicted model, not a curated record
CCUUCAUCAGGUGUGUUGGUGCAGAGCUGGGCCUUGACUGCCCAGGUAGAGACUAUCCCAACAUCUGUGCGGGAACUGACCGCUAUGCCAUGUAUAAAGUAGGACCGGUGCUGUCUGUCAGUGGAUUUGAAGCACCUUAUGAGAAAAGCCACAGGAAAAUCAAAGGGGGGAAGAGAGAGGCGCAGUAUGAAACUCAGAUAAGUGUCCUUAAAUUAGCUUAAAAUAUCCCUGUCCUCAACAGGGACAUUUUUUUUUGUGUUUAAAAAACAAAGAUGGUUGGCCGGGCGUGGUGGCUCACACCUGUAAUCCCAGCACGUUGGGAGGCCGAGGCGGGUGGAUCACAAGAUCAUCCUGGCCAACAUGGUGAAACCCCGUCUCUACUAAAAUACCAAAGAUUAGCUGGGCGUGGUAGUGUGCGUCUGUAGUCCCAGCUGCUCUGGAGGCUGAGGCAGGAGAAUCGCUUGAACCCGGGAGGCGGAGGUUGCAGUGAGCCAAGAUCGCGCCACUGCACUCCAGCCUGGCAACAGAGCGAGACUCCAUCUCAACAACAACAACAACAAGCAAACAAACAGAAACCCCCACAAACAUGGCAAAGAAAGAAUGAGAUUUAAUGAGAAAGCAAAAGCUAACAAAUUGUUGAAUUGUAAGCCAAAGUCUGUUAGGCAGGUUUGUUUUAAAUACGUGGUCUUGCUCUCUGGGGUUCCAACUCUGUGCCAUUCUUUCUGCUAAAAACUGGGUUCUAGUGAUUCCUGCCCCCACCGAGGUGUUCAGAGCUCAGGGAAGAAGCCUGCAUGUGCCCCAGAAAAAGUUGAGCUUUGACGCUGCUGGCCAGGCCCGUGUGUACUUGUUCCGGGCUGUCUAGGGCCUGGACUAUCUACGAUUUAUAGCAAUUCUAGAAUUUAAGUGUCCUGAUCUUGAAAGGGGCCUUGCUUUAGACCCAAAUCUUUUGAAUAUGUUAUCUUGUCUCUUUUAUUUUUGUUAUAUAGAGAGAUUGAUGCAUAAACUCUGUGUUUGUUUGACCGCAAUUCCAAGUUUAGCGAAAUUGUCCGUAGGACAACACACCAACGGCCAUGAGCUGUCUCGGUCCUGCAGGCUUAGUCUCCACUGCUGCCCACCUGACACUCACAGCUGUGCAUAGCAUGCUGGCCUCUGCCAGGAACUCUAGUGAAUGGUUCUUGAGUUCUUGCUCUGGAGUGAUUUUUAAAACAAUGAUCAGAUAAUUCUGGAGGGAGUAGUAUAGAUUUUGAAUUUUCCUCAAUUGCUCUAUAAAAAUGGAAAGAGCAACUAGGGUGCAAAACCAAAAACCCCUGGACACAGUUGAUAAUAAAAGGUGAUGCGCUAUCCUCACAAACCCCAAAGUAUGAAUGGAUGGAGACAAAAAGCCUCAGGAUCUGGUUGUGUUGGCAGCUGCUCGGGGGAAGCUCAAGGCGAUGGACAGACCUGAAAACAAGAGUCCCAGGCACUCCUAGGAAGGUGCAGGGGGACAUGGUGAAGAUGGCAGCUGACACUGGAGGGGGCCUGUGCAUCCCAAUGUGAGUGAUGCUGGAAUUCCAAGGGGCUGGAACACUCCAGGCCCUGUGGGUUCACCAAGGCAUCAGCCAAGCUCUCCUCUAGCUCCAGCCCCAGUGCUGGGAGAAGCUGCUGCAAGGAGACUCUGAAUUGCCCAGAACAGCCGCAGGAGUUGCAAUGGAAAGAGGAGUUCAGAUACAUGUGGGGAGCAAAGCAAAGGUCUUUGCAAUCGGCCAUGUUUUUUAAUGUUUCAUGAAAACAACUGACUUGGGAGCUCUGGAAAAGAUCUGACUUCUUGUUCCCUCCCACAUGUUUAGGAAAACCAAUUUUGCAUUAAAAUAAGUAUCAGAAAUGGAUCAUAGUUAUCUUAGUCCCUGCAGGUUGAUAGACAAGAUGCCAUUGACUGGGUGGCUUAUAAACAAUAGGAAUUUAUCUCAUAGUCUGGAGGCUGUGAAGUCCAAGCUCAAGGAGUCAGCAAACUUGGUGUCUGGUGAGGGCUAACUUUCGGAUUCAUAGAGCUCUGUUUUCUCCCUGUGUCCUCACAUGGCAGAAGGGGCAGGCAGCUCUCCGGGGUCCCUUUUAUAAGGGCACUAAUCCCACUCAUGCAGGCUCCACCCUCAUGACCUAAUCACCUCCCAAAGGCCCUGCUGCCUAAAACCAUCACCUUUGGGGUUAGGAUUUCAAAAUCGCCUAUGAAUUUUGAGGGGGAAAGCAGCAUUCAGUCUAGGUCCGUAACAAUGGUCAAAUCCCAUCUAAAAUUAUUAUAACACAAAGAAUAAGGAGCAGAGUAAUGUCCCCACAAACAGGAAACUACUCCAGGAAGGCACGCCCAGAACAUAGAAACUGGACCCUAAUAAUGCAUCAAUCUGAGAGGAAGGCCAGGUAGGUCAGGAGUUGGUCAUAGCUCACCUGGGUUUAGGGUGUGGGUCUUCAUUAUACUGUUCUAGUCUGCCUUUUGCUGGUUUACUUUUCAAGUAUUUGCCUGAAAUCUUAAUAUUAACAAGGUAUGAAACAGGGAUCAAUGAAACACAUCAUGGUAUAUGGUUCAGUGACAGAUGACAGUGGGAAAUCGCAGUGAAUGGAAGCAAGAAAUAUGGGACAAAGUACUUGAAGGUUCCUGGCCAUUUUUAUUUUAUUCUUUUUUUUUUGGAAAUGGAGUUUGCUCUUUUUGCCCAUGCUGGAGUGCAGUGGCGUGAUCUUGGCUCACUGCAACCUCCGCCUCCUGGGUUCAAGUGAUUCUCCCACCUCAGCCUCCCAAGUAGCUGGGAUUACAGACACCCGGCACAAUGCCUGGCUAAUUUUUGUAUUUUUAGUAGAGAUGGAGGUCUCACCAUGUUGGCCAGGCUGGUCUUGAACUCCUGACCUCAGGUGAUCUGCUCAUCUUGGCCUCCCAAAGUGCUUGGGAUUACAGGUGUGGGCCACUGCACCCAGCCCUCUAUUUUGUUUUUUGUGCCUUUCUCUUCCAUAGUGUCCAUAAUGAUCAUGCAUUAAUUACUUUCAUAGCUUGAAUGGGAAAAUGGGUCACUGUGUAUUUGAGAACAGUACUGGAUGCUUCGUGUUUGGAUGUGUGGGUGGAUCUGCUUCUUUCUUCUAUAUGCUCUGCUGUGUGCUCCCUGACUGCCCUGCUUUUAUUUUACUUCGUUUUACACCCUGCAUAUCUCGAUGUCUGCUUUUUUCCUCAGGUCUGGAGCCCGGCACUGUGGUCAUAACAGAGCAGGCAGUGGAUACCUGCUUCAAGGCAGAGUUUGAGCAGAUUGUCCUGGGGAAGCGGGUCAUCCGGAAAACGGACCUUAACAAGAAGCUGGUGCAGGAGCUGUUGCUGUGUUCUGCAGAGCUGAGCGAGUUCACCACAGUGGUGGGGAACACCAUGUGCACCUUGGACUUCUAUGAAGGGCAAGGCCGUCUGGAUGGGGCUCUCUGCUCCUACACGGAGAAGGACAAGCAGGCGUAUCUGGAGGCAGCCUAUGCAGCCGGCGUCCGCAACAUUGAGAUGGAGUCCUCGGUGUUUGCUGCCAUGUGCAGCGCCUGCGGCCUCCAAGCGGCCGUGGUGUGUGUCACCCUCCUGAACCGCCUGGAAGGGGACCAGAUCAGCAGCCCUCGCAAUGUGCUCAGCGAGUACCAGCAGAGGCCGCAGCGGCUGGUGAGCUACUUCAUCAAGAAGAAACUGAGCAAGGCCUGAGCGCUGCCCUGCACCUCCGCAGACCUGCUGUGAUGACUUGCCAUUAAAAGCAUUGUCCAAAA